Messenger RNA from Lottia gigantea (owl limpet), 970 nucleotides. RefSeq lists its product as hypothetical. The record is from RefSeq and is a predicted model, not a curated record. The transcript has 8 exons. Gene Ontology annotation, molecular function: transporter activity. Lineage: Eukaryota; Metazoa; Mollusca; Gastropoda; Lottiidae. Gene Ontology annotation, biological process: transport. The coding region runs from base 332 to 970 and encodes 212 amino acids.
GAAUCUAGUUUUUUCAUCGUUAUUCGCCUAUACGCCUAGAUACCGAACAUCAAAUAAAAGCCCAACGUUAGAGGCCAAUAGUUAAUGGUUAUACUUCGUAAUAGAGCAAUAAGUAUAGUGGACUAAUAGACAUCAAAACAAACUGUUUAUUCCAUCAGACUAAUUGUCUGAAGAUUUGCCUGUACGGAAAUACAGGUCUAUAUAAUUAACACCUAAGGACAAACGGUUUAAAUUGAAACUAUGCAACAUAGAUGUUUGGACAGAAGAAGGAAACUGACAACUCCUUGAAGUUGAUCUUAAAUUCGUUAUAGGUGCAAUAAGUGACUCAGUCAUGGCUAAUAACAGUCAAAUCAGUAAUGGAAGUGGCGAUGACGUCAUAGACAACUGUAAUAAUGACUUUCCUUAUUCAGAUUUCUACCUGGAACAUCUGAACGUUGUAGAAAAGGUAUUUAUAGCGGCUGGUGGAGUUCUUACCCUAAUAACUUUGUGUAUAUUUCUAUAUGAACUACGAUGGAUCUGGUUUACUAGACAUUAUAAUAAUGUUCUUUAUAUUAUCAUCUGGCUACUGGGGCUCUAUCCUAUGGCCAGUUUUUGUUCCAUGAUCGCCACCUUGGCUCCAAGAACAGUUUUAUUCUGCGAGUUUGUCGCAGCAGCUUAUUUGGGUAUCUGUUUGUAUAAAUUUGUUGGGCUGAUUGUUACGUAUUAUGGUGGUCUGGAUCAAAUGGUUGUCAAGAAAACCGGAAGUGUCAUAGCAUUACGAUCUCCACCAUUAGCCUGUUGUUGUUGCUGCUGUCCUUCUGUAGAACCCACCAAGCAGAAUUUAGUAAGAAUGCAGUAUUUAGUGUUACAGUGUGCCAUGGUUAAACCACCAUUGAUGUUUAUAGCUACUAUCUUAUGGACAGAAAACCUCUACUCUAAAUCGAUAUUUUUGGAGAAACACAGAUCCUUGAGAGAAAAAAUUAAUCAUUAG